AUGUUAAACAUAUUCAGAGUCGCGGCAGACCUGUCUCAUCUGGCCAGUAUAUUCAUUUUACUUCAUACUGUGCGUAAGACAGGUCAAAUUGACGGUAUUUCCCUCAAGACGCAGGUCUUGUACGUGAUUGUCUUUUGCACCAGAUAUCUCGACUUGUUAACAUUCCAUUGGACUUCUUUCUACAAUACUUUACUGAAACUCGUGUUCAUAUGUUCUUCAGUAUAUGUUGUAAUGCUCAUGGAGCGUUGCAAAGUGACCAAUGCAGUUGCAUAUCGUGAUAUGCUCAUCCGUGACACUUUUCAAAUCAAAUACCUGCUGGGUGCAAGCGCUGUGCUCGCCCUUUUUUUCCACUACAAAUUUACGGUUUUGGAACUCUGUUGGAGUUUUUCUAUGUGGCUUGAGAGUAUUGCCAUUUUGCCACAAUUGUUUAUGCUUUCUCGCUCUCACAAAACACAGACAUUGACAACGCAUUACAUAUUCUCGCUUGGUCUUUAUAGAGCCUUGUACAUCCCUAAUUGGAUUUGGAGAUAUACGUUUGAGGGCCGGAAGCUUGACAAGUGGUCGGUGAUUACUGGUGUGAUACAAACGUUGCUGUACUCGGACUUCUUCUACAUAUACUACAAAAAAGUGUUGAGGGGCAAAGGAUUUGAGUUGCCAACUUGA
Messenger RNA from Lachancea fermentati, 663 nucleotides. The record is from the annotation of a GenBank genome assembly. Lineage: Eukaryota; Fungi; Ascomycota; Saccharomycetes; Saccharomycetales; Saccharomycetaceae.